CUCAGCGCCGCCUGCUCCUGCUGCCUCUGCCCCGCUGGAAAUUCAGCGAAGCCGCAGAAGAAGGGCCGUUCCGGCUAACAUGAUGGCAGCCAAGCAAGCCGAGCUCAUGGGCAUCUGCUCCAGCUACCAAGCGGUCAUGCCUCAUUUCGUGUGCAUCGCCGAGGAAUUCCCGCAGCCCAUCCGCCCCGCCAAGAUGCCCAAGGGCAAGCUGAGGAGACCGAGGCAGUCCCGCUUCAAGACCCAGCCGGUGACUUUCGAUGAGAUCCAGGAGGUGGAGGAGGAAGGGGUUUCCCCCAUGGAGGAGGAGAAAGCCAAGAAAUCCUUCCUGCAGUCCCUGGAGUGCCUGAGGAGGAGCACCCAGAACCUGAGCCUGCAGAGAGAGAAACUCAGCAGCUGCAAGCUACGGAACAGUUUGGACUCUAGUGACUCUGACUCUGCCCUGUGAAGGGAUCACUGGGGCUCAGUGAUAACCCAUCGCAGCAGCUUUGCAAAGCCAAUGGACAGCGAGAAAGGACUGUGCUUCACAGCCAAGCUUGCAGCCGCCAGAUAGAGGCCAAGAACUUUAUAGAGUCUAUAUUUUUCAAGGGAGACUAUUUGUGGAGAUUCUUGCUACCCAGAAUUGCUUGCCGAGUAAUGGCUUUUGGACACUCUCUUUUGUAUUAUAGAUCAGAUCCAGUCAGUCAGUCAGUAUGGCAAAGGGGGAGUUUGGGACCAGGAUGAAGAAUUUAUUUGAGAGGGGGGUGAAGUUCCUUUCUCAUUAUCCUCAUGAUAAAGAACCAGUCUGAGUGGGAUAGUUUCCAAGAGCAAUUUGCAAGUAAGGUCAGGAUGUUUUCUAGGAAAGCGUUUUUAUGUUUUGUUUCUAUUAGAUUGUAUGAAACUUCUGAUUUAAAAAAACCCUUUUCUAUUUGUUAGAAGAAGUCAGAGCUGUUUUGGAUGCAGUGAGCUGCUGGACUUUAUAUUUAUUUUUGCAUUUAAACCGUUGACUGCAUUUAAUUUAAUGUUUUUACCUAAAUGUCUGUUGUUAUUUCCAUAAAAGAGAAAUAAAAGUCAAUAUAUUUGCA
This is a messenger RNA of Pelodiscus sinensis (Chinese soft-shelled turtle), 1061 nucleotides long. RefSeq names its product chromosome 5 C11orf96 homolog (gene C5H11orf96). NCBI's taxonomy places the organism in Eukaryota, Metazoa, Chordata, Testudines, Trionychidae. The record is from RefSeq and is a predicted model, not a curated record.